Molecule: messenger RNA, 2216 nt
Organism: Poecilia latipinna (sailfin molly)
Lineage: Eukaryota; Metazoa; Chordata; Actinopteri; Cyprinodontiformes; Poeciliidae
Gene: cnot2
Product: CCR4-NOT transcription complex, subunit 2
Exons: 15
Coding region: 144-1697 (517 amino acids)
Biological process (GO): regulation of DNA-templated transcription
Cellular component (GO): CCR4-NOT core complex
Source: RefSeq, a predicted model, not a curated record
ACAGGAGAUCAGCUUUGUGUACGGAAGUGGUCUGCAGGUCGCGAGGUCAGAGAGUAAAGGCUCUUUCGGCUGGUGCUACACACAGCCAUCUUGGAUCUAACGAAGCGAAGUGAAAUUAAUGCGGUGACCAAAAAAAAAAAAAUAUGUUCGGUUCUAGAAAACCCUUUCCAGAUUUCGGCGACGGAGUCGACAACGACUUGGCCGAUGACAUGUACUACAACCAGUCCAUGUUCCACAGGUCGGACAAAGAUAUGUUGUCCUCUCCAUCGCCAUCGUCGUCCAGUCAGUUGUCGCAGCUCGGCGUGAGUUUGUACGGUCCACAAAGUGCAAUCGGCUUCCCAGUAAGGAACAUGGGAAACAGUACGCCUCAGUUAAACCGAAACCUAACACAAGGGACGCAGCUAGCAAGUCACAUCACCCCAACAACGGGUGUCCCCUCCAUGUCCCUACACACCCCUUCCUCGCCAAGCAGGGGAACAAUAUCGAGAAACAUCCUGAACCUCUCUCAGGUCGGUCAGGGCAUCGGGUUAACCGGCAGGACCAGCAGCAUGGGCAGCUCAGGGUUGGGAAGUCCGAACCGCAGCUCACCCAGCAUCAUCUGUAUGCCCAAACAGCAGCCAGCGCGGCAGCCCUGCACCAUCAACAGCAUGUCAGGAUUUGGUAUGAACCGCAACCAAGCUUUUGGGAUGAACAAUUCAUUAUCGAGCAACAUCUUCAAUGGCACAGAUGGGAGUGAUAAUAUAAUGGGCCUGGAUCUGUCAGACUUCCCCGCAUUAGCAGACCGGAGUCGGAGAGAAGGGACUGGAAAUCCAACACCGGUUCUGAACCCGCUGGCUGGACGCGCUCCUUAUGUUGGCAUGGUAACAAAGCCAUCGACUGAUCAGACACAAGACUUCUCCAUACAUAACGAGGACUUCCCCGCACUGCCUGGGCCAAAUUACAAAGACCCCACACUCAACAACGAUGACAGCAAAACUAACUUGAACUCCACAAGCAAGAGCACAUCCAGCACAGAUGGUCCGAAGUUCCCUGGAGACAAGACGACCUCGGCACAGAACAACAACCAGAAGAAAGGGAUCCAGGUGUUGCCCGAUGGUCGGGUGACAAACAUUCCCUCAGGAAUGGUAACGGACCAAUUCGGCAUGGUGGGCCUGCUGACGUUUAUCCGGGCCGCAGAAACCGACCCGGGGAUGGUGCAUCUGGCGCUUGGAAGUGACCUCACAACGCUGGGACUCAACUUAAAUUCACCAGAAAACUUGUAUCCAAAGUUCGCCUCUCCUUGGGCUUCUGCACCAUGUCGACCUCAAGACAUCGAUUUCCAUGUUCCGUCAGAGUAUUUAACCAACAUCCAUAUAAGGGACAAGUUAGCUGCAAUUAAGUUGGCUCGAUACGGCGAAGACCUGCUGUUCUACCUGUACUACAUGAACGGAGGGGACCUGCUUCAGAUCCUGGCAGCUGUGGAGCUCUUCAACCGGGAUUGGAGAUACCACAAAGAGGAGCGGGUUUGGAUAACGAGGGCGCCCGGGAUGGAGCCCACCUUGAAGACCAACACCUACGAGAGAGGCACCUACUACUUCUUCGACUGUCUCAACUGGAGGAAAGUAGCCAAGGAGUUUCAUCUGGAAUAUGACAAGCUGGAAGAGAGGCCUCACGUGCCGACAACGUUCAACUACAAUCCAGCCCAGCAGGCCUUCUAAGGCCCAACCAGUCCAAAGGCUGCAGCUGUUCUUGAACACAGCACUGCUGUCCAGGAGGGGGCGCUGUGACGCACACAGCUUUGGGUUUUUAUUCCUGGAGGAUUUGGCUAACCGACUGCAGGGGUCGUCGUCAUCGAAGUCGUCAUCAUUAAAACUGUCCUGCCUUUCUGAAUUUACAUUCUGCCCGAAAAACACACUUGUUCCGUUUUUAUUCUGCGUUCCCGUUUGUUUAUUUUCUUUUCUUUCUUUUUUUUUUGUCUUUUGAGCAGGGUUUGUGUUAUGUUUACGUCUCUGAACCUGAAGCCUGUUUACUACCAGAGAGGAGGACAAACCGUGUGAUGCGGGACUAUGACAGAGCAAAGGUUUCACCUUUUAAUUACAGCAAGUGUUCAGAACACAAAGCGGUGGGAAGAAAUAAAAAAAGAGCAAAGUUGACAUCCUCAAACACAAGUGAAAGGGUGAAAGAAAUGCAGUGUUUAUUGUUGCACUAUAUUUAGUAAUAAAAGAACACAAAAUUUG